This is a messenger RNA of Pestalotiopsis fici W106-1, 1518 nucleotides long. RefSeq lists its product as uncharacterized. NCBI's taxonomy places the organism in Eukaryota, Fungi, Ascomycota, Sordariomycetes, Amphisphaeriales, Sporocadaceae. The record is from RefSeq and is a predicted model, not a curated record. Gene Ontology annotation, molecular function: FAD binding. The coding region runs from base 1 to 1518 and encodes 505 amino acids. The transcript has 6 exons.
AUGACAGCCGCGCUGGACACCUUCGGCGCAAGCAUCGGCCUCUCUCCGCGAGAGAUACAAACUCUGGCCUCGGCUCACCAGCCGCCGAAACGUGAUUCUGGCAACUCAUCACAAUCAAUCAGCCAGGCUUGCGCGGCUGCUCAACUUGCAAUCGGGGAGGCCAACGUCGAUACUGCUCCAGUAAACGAGACGCUCGCGGCGGAGAAUUGGUCUCAGGCUUGCGUGUUUCAGCCUUACUGCAUCGUCCAGCCUGCCACCACAGACGAUGUGUCAAAGGUCCUGAAGAUCAUCAAAUACUAUGGGAUUCAGUUUUCCGUUCGAAGUGGCGGCCACUCGCCAAAUCCGGGCUGGUCAAACACGCAGAAUGGAUUCCUCGUCGAUCUGCAGAAGCUGAACCAAAUCGCCCUUUCUACUGAUGGAGCCGUCGCCAGCGUGGGCCCUGGAGCUCGCUGGGGCGACGUGAUUGCGUAUCUGGACCAGCACGAAGCGGCCGUGGUCGGAGGCCGGAUUCCCGCUGUAGGAGUCGGCGGGCUGAUGUUGGGAGGUGGCUUAUGGCAUUUCUCGGGCGCCUUCGGCACGGCUGCUGACAACGUCAAGACCUUCGAGGUUGUUCUGGCAGAUGGUACGAUAACCCACGCCAGCCAGACCGAGAACUCGGAUCUGUUCUGGGCUCUCAAAGGAGGUGGUCCCAACUUCGGAGUUGUGACUCGGUACGAUCUGAACACGGUGCCUGCACGAAACAUUUGGUACCAGGUUGCAGUUUACAGUGUCGACCAGGCACCCGCCAUUCUUGACGCAUUUGCAGAGUGGCAAACCAGUGGUGCCGCCGAUGUGAAAUCCACUGUUGCUAUGAUCUUCAAUCUCGAUAGUAUCCUUCUUGGCUUCUUAUAUGCUGAGCCUUCAGACCAGCAGCCAGAGGCGUUCACUUCUUUCGACUCGUUGCCAGAGCCGCUGAUGUAUGCUCUGCCCGCCACCAACGGUACCGUCGCCAGCUUGACAGAUUUUCUGGGCAGCGCAUUCACCGCCGAGCCUCUGAGGCACGACUACCGUGCUUGCAGCACUCGCGUCGAUGCAGGACUGUACAAAGACACCUACAGCUUCUGGCGGGAGCGAGCCCUUCAAGUUCGCGAGACCACUGGAGCCAACCAGACGUUCACGAUUCAGCCGAUCUCGAAGAACUUUGCUCAGCAGGGUCUCGAGAAGGGCGGAAACCCAAUGGGUAUACCCCUUGAGGAUCACCAGUGGUGGACGACUCUUGUCGAUUGGGAAAAUGCAGAGGACGAUGAAUUGGUAAGAUCGGUCUCGAUUGACACCACUGCCGAAAUGCAGAAGCUCGCCAGUGAACGUGGCUUGGACCUCCCUUUCAGGUUCAUGAACGAUGCGUCCAGAGAUCAGAACCCGCUCGCGUCUUAUGGGGAGGAGAACGUUGCAAAGCUGAAGACGAUUGCACAAAAGUAUGAUGCAGAUCAGCUGUUCCAGAGACAGACAGACGGAUUCUUAUUAUCAAAGGUGUGCUGA